Perognathus longimembris pacificus (Pacific pocket mouse) is the source of this 2058-nucleotide messenger RNA. It is a transcript of the gene Kcnc2, whose product is annotated as potassium voltage-gated channel subfamily C member 2. Bases 148 to 2058 code for a protein of 636 amino acids. The record is from RefSeq and is a predicted model, not a curated record. The transcript is spliced from 5 exons. Gene Ontology annotation, cellular component: dendrite membrane; neuronal cell body membrane; axon. Gene Ontology annotation, biological process: protein homooligomerization; potassium ion transmembrane transport. Lineage: Eukaryota; Metazoa; Chordata; Mammalia; Rodentia; Heteromyidae. Gene Ontology annotation, molecular function: delayed rectifier potassium channel activity; protein binding.
CGCCAACAAGUAGUUUCUCUUCGGAGAAAGGUGGCUCAAGCUGGCCGCCCAGACUCAAUCCUGCUGCCGGGAGAACCUCAUCCGCUUGGAGACCGAAGCAGAACCACUUUCCUCUCGGGUUCCUUAAGUCAUGUCUGAGCCACAGAGAUGGGCAAGAUCGAGAACAACGAGAGGGUGAUCCUCAAUGUCGGGGGCACCCGGCACGAAACCUACCGCAGCACCCUCAAGACCCUGCCCGGGACGCGCCUGGCGCUGCUGGCCUCCUCCGAGCCCCAGAGCGAUUGUCUGACCGCCGCGGGCGACAAGUUGCAGCCCUUGCCCCCUCCACUGACGCAGCCACCAAGACCAUCUCCGUUGACCCCGGGCCCCGGCGGCUGCUUCGAGGGUGGCGCGGGCAAUUGCAGCUCCCAGGGUGGUAGCGACCUUCCUGGGGGCGGCCGCGAGUUCUUCUUCGAUCGCCACCCGGGUGUUUUCGCCUAUGUGCUCAACUACUACCGCACGGGGAAGCUACACUGCCCCGCCGACGUGUGCGGGCCGCUCUUUGAGGAGGAGCUGGCCUUUUGGGGCAUCGACGAAACCGACGUGGAACCCUGCUGCUGGAUGACCUACAGGCAGCACCGCGAUGCUGAGGAGGCGCUGGACAUCUUCGAGACCCCGGACCUCAUCGGGGGAGACCCUGGAGACGAUGAGGACCUGGCGGCCAAGAGGCUGGGCAUUGAGGAUGCAGCCGGGCUAGGCGGGCCCGAGGGAAAGUCGGGGCGCUGGAAGAGGCUGCAGCCCCGCAUGUGGGCUCUCUUCGAGGACCCCUACUCAUCCAGAGCCGCCAGGUUCAUUGCUUUUGCUUCUUUAUUCUUCAUCUUGGUUUCUAUCACCACCUUUUGCCUGGAAACCCACGAGGCUUUCAACAUUGUUAAAAACAAGACGGAACCGGUCACCAAUGGCACAAGCGUUGUUCUACAGUAUGAAAUCGAGACGGAUCCUGCCUUGACCUACGUGGAGGGAGUGUGUGUGGUGUGGUUUACGUUUGAAUUUUUAGUCCGUAUUGUUUUCUCACCCAAUAAACUUGAGUUCGUCAAAAACCUCUUGAAUAUCAUUGACUUUGUGGCCAUCCUACCCUUCUACUUGGAGGUGGGACUGAGUGGGCUCUCAUCGAAAGCUGCCAAGGAUGUACUCGGCUUCCUCAGGGUAGUGAGGUUUGUGAGGAUCCUGAGAAUCUUCAAGCUCACCCGCCAUUUCGUCGGUUUGAGGGUGCUUGGACACACACUUCGAGCUAGUACUAAUGAAUUUUUGCUGCUGAUUAUCUUUCUGGCUCUAGGAGUUUUGAUAUUUGCUACCAUGAUCUACUAUGCCGAGAGAGUAGGAGCUCAACCUAAUGACCCUUCCGCUAGUGAACACACACAAUUCAAAAACAUUCCCAUUGGGUUUUGGUGGGCUGUGGUGACCAUGACUACCCUGGGCUAUGGGGAUAUGUACCCCCAAACGUGGUCAGGGAUGCUGGUAGGAGCCUUAUGUGCUCUGGCUGGAGUGCUGACAAUCGCCAUGCCAGUGCCUGUCAUUGUCAACAAUUUUGGAAUGUACUACUCCUUAGCAAUGGCGAAGCAGAAACUUCCAAGAAAGAGAAAGAAGCACAUUCCUCCUGCCCCUCAGGCAAGCUCACCAACAUUUUGCAAGACAGAAUUGAAUACAGCCUGCAAUAGCACACAGAGUGACACAUGUCUGGGCAAAGACAAUCGACUUCUGGAACAUAAUAGAUCAGUGUUGUCAGGUGACGACAGUACAGGAAGUGAGCCGCCAUUAUCACCCCCAGAAAGGCUCCCCAUCAGACGCUCUAGUACCAGAGACAAAAACAGAAGAGGGGAAACAUGUUUCCUUCUGACUGCAGGUGAUUACACGUGCGCUUCUGAUGGAGGUAUCAGGAAAGGAUAUGAAAAAUCUCGAAGCUUAAACAACAUAGCGGGCUUGGCAGGCAAUGCGCUGAGGCUUUCUCCAGUAACAUCACCCUACAACUCUCCUUGUCCUCUGAGGCGCUCUCGAUCUCCCAUUCCAUCUAUCUUGUAA